This is a messenger RNA of Apus apus (common swift), 1774 nucleotides long. It is a transcript of the gene YWHAE, whose product is annotated as tyrosine 3-monooxygenase/tryptophan 5-monooxygenase activation protein epsilon. Gene Ontology annotation, cellular component: cytoplasm. Gene Ontology annotation, biological process: signal transduction. The transcript is spliced from 6 exons. Bases 141 to 908 code for a protein of 255 amino acids. The record is from RefSeq and is a predicted model, not a curated record. NCBI's taxonomy places the organism in Eukaryota, Metazoa, Chordata, Aves, Apodiformes, Apodidae.
GGAAGUGCCCGGAUGCAGCGGGAGGAGGUGCUGCCGCCAUAUUUGCCCGGAGAGCAGCGAGCUGGUAGCUGCUGAGCCCCCCAGACCCAUCGCCUGCCAUCCACCCCGUGCAGUCCCCGACGCCGCCCCGCCUGCAGGACAUGGACGAUCGGGAGGACCUCGUCUAUCAGGCCAAGUUGGCUGAGCAGGCUGAGCGCUACGAUGAAAUGGUUGAAUCAAUGAAGAAAGUGGCUGGAAUGGAUGUGGAGUUGACAGUGGAAGAAAGAAACCUGCUUUCUGUUGCAUAUAAAAACGUGAUUGGAGCCAGAAGAGCUUCCUGGAGAAUAAUCAGCAGCAUUGAACAGAAAGAAGAAAACAAAGGUGGAGAAGACAAAUUAAAAAUGAUUCGGGAAUAUCGACAAAUGGUUGAGACUGAACUGAAGUUAAUCUGUUGUGACAUUCUGGAUGUACUGGACAAACACCUCAUUCCAGCAGCUAACACUGGCGAGUCCAAGGUUUUCUAUUACAAAAUGAAGGGGGACUACCAUAGGUAUCUGGCUGAGUUCGCCACAGGCAAUGACAGGAAGGAGGCUGCAGAGAACAGCUUGGUGGCUUACAAGGCUGCUAGUGAUAUUGCAAUGACAGAACUUCCACCAACACAUCCCAUCCGCUUAGGACUUGCGCUCAACUUCUCUGUAUUCUACUAUGAAAUUCUUAAUUCUCCUGAUCGUGCCUGCAGGUUGGCAAAAGCAGCUUUUGAUGAUGCAAUUGCAGAACUGGAUACACUGAGUGAAGAAAGCUAUAAGGACUCUACACUUAUCAUGCAGUUGUUACGUGAUAAUCUGACACUAUGGACUUCAGACAUGCAGGGUGAUGGUGAAGAACAGAAUAAAGAAGCGCUGCAGGAUGUGGAAGAUGAAAAUCAGUGAGACACAAAGGCCAACAAGAGAACCCAUCUCUGACCACCCUUCCCCUUCCCCACAAAAACCCUCAGUGUCACUCUGAGAACCACCAAAUCUGACUUUUACAUUGGGUCUCAGAAUUUAGGUUCCUGCCCUGUUGGGUUUCUUUAUUUUUAUUUUUUUUUUUUACACAGUUUAAAAGUUCUUAAAGGCAAGAGUGAAUUUCUGUGGAUUUUACUGGUGCCAGCUUUUAGGUUCUUUAAGACACUAACAGGACUGGGUACAGGCUCUUUCAGCAUUACUGUAUUGUGGCCAGGUUGCCAUUAGAAGUGGGUGUUCCACCUGGAGGCCCUUGUAGGGGAGAGAGAAUUGUUCCAGCAAGGCAGUGUGCAUGUGGUGGCAUUUUUUUUUCUUUUUUUUCUUUUUUUUUUUUUUUUUUAUAACUGUUAAAACUGAAUUUUAUACCAAUGUUUAAACUUAAUUGGGUGUUUAGCUUGAAGUUACAGGUUGCAUUGGGACAUACAUUGUAGUAGUUUUACUGAAGUUUCCAAACUGCUGAAAUGUCGCUGAAAACCGUGGUGCUGGUAACAGUUCAACAAUCCGUGGCUGCUCAUUCUUGCCUGUUCUUUACUUUUCCUCCAAGCAGGUUAGCAUUGAAGGUGGCAUUGAUAAGCCUGCAUGCGUGUUCAAUAUUUUUUCUUUCUCCCUCCCCUUUCCCCAUCUCCCUUCGCUCGCUCAACCUCUUUUGUUCAGUAUGUGUAACUUGAAGCUAAUUUGUACUACUGGAUAUCUGACUGGAGCCACAGAUACAGAAUCUGUAUUGUUCUUACUGAAACACAGCAUGGAAUUAACAUUAAACUUAAAUAAAACAAACCUAAAUUAAAAAUGCCAAA